UCUUUUAUUGGGGAUGGUCAGAGCUUUUGAAAAUUCCUACAGUUUGUGGGAAUUUUAAGAAAAAAAGACAUUGGCAAGGAUACAACUGAAAUGUUUUGAUCUGUGUGAGAAAAAUACUAUUCAUUCAAACAAUGCAGUAUAUUGGACCCUCACUUCUUUUCAUGCAUUUGGGUCUAGUUGUUCAUAUCUUUAGAUGUUCUUGUCCGAGGAACCCAUGCCUGAAGAAGUACAAACAAUCUGCUGCUCUAACCAUGUGUGAAGGAAACUUGUUCAACCAGUCAUCAUUUGCCUCAAGGUUACAUUAUGUGGCAAAGUAUAAAAGACCUUUAUUUUUAAAUAUUGACAGUUUAUUGAAAAAUGAAUUAAAAACAAAUUCUUUGAGACAGUUGGUGGCUGUGGAUUACAAUGUACACCAUUUUAGAACUACAAACUGGUGGUGCCAGUUAUUGGGUGUGUACAUGACGCAUGGCUGACAAAAAAAAGAGAGAGAGAGAGAGAGAAAGGGGUGGAGUUUGGAUAGUGUACUGUCUUUACAGUAAGUGUUUACAGAGCGACAUGAUAAGACGGGACGUGUAUUUUCCUCUUUAAUGUGUUUCUCUGGUCUACUUUUUACUUUCUGCAUCCUGCGCAUCUGAAUGGAAUGGGCCAUUGAAAGGUUUACAGUCUGUUUUGUGAGGGGUGUGUCACCUUUGACACCGGCUCACUAUUUUUCACGGUGGAAACUCCACACGAUCACGGACAGAGACUGAUAUGUGGUUUUUUGGUGGAACUCUAAGAUGAGCCACAAAGGCUUUUAACCUGGUGAAGGAUAUCAGCGAUGGAAAAAGUGAACGAACUUGCACCUGUUGUUGUUAAAAGGAAGAGCGCGGGAAGUGGUAAAGAUGUUUGCAAGUCAACCACACAGGCACAGAAGUUUGAAUGGAUCAGCAAGUACGACAAAGCCCCCAGAAGCCAGGGAGUUGUCAAAAAGGCCCUUGCUCCCCUGGGCACAACACUCACUAAACUCAACCAGCACCGGAAAACAGAGAAAUCGUCACACGAAAAGGAGACCGGUGCCCACAGCGGCACACAAAAGUCCAAACCCGCCUAUUCCGUCCCAGAGAGUCAACCCAGUCGCGAGGACCGGGAUGACCUGGUGCGCUCCUCCAGCCACACCACCUCCAACAAAGCUCAGAUACUGGCCAUGCCACAGUUUGGCCUGCGAGACAACCUCAUCAAGUGUGAACUGCUGAAGAAUGAGGUCCUUUACACUUACACAGCGGACUUCAGCAUUUUUCUCGGCACGUACAAUGUGAACGGACAGACGCCAAAGGAAAGCCUCCGUCCUUGGCUGAGCUGCACUGCGAACCCUCCUGACAUGUACUGCGUGGGUUUUCAGGAGCUUGACCUCAGCAAAGAGGCUUUCUUCUUCAAUGACACCCCCAAGGAGCUGGAGUGGACAAAGGCUGUGUCAGAGGCCUUGCAUCCAGAUGCCAAGUAUGCCUUAGUGAAAUUGGUGCGACUGGUGGGCAUCAUGCUGAUCUUCUAUGUGAAGAAUGAGUAUGCAGAGUUCAUCUCUGAUGUGGAGGCUGAGACUGUGGGCACUGGCAUUAUGGGAAGGAUGGGAAAUAAGGGUGCUGUGGCAGUCCGUUUUCGCUUCCACAACUCUGAUAUCUGCGUGGUGAACUCUCACCUCGCUGCCCACCUUGAAGAAUACGAGAGACGUAAUCAAGACUACAAGGACAUAUGCGGUCGUCUCCAGUUUCGACAGCUUGACCCUUCCCAGCCUCAACUUACUAUCAUGAAGCAUGAUGCGAUUUUCUGGAUUGGAGACCUCAACUACAGGAUCAGUGAACUUGACGUCUCAAACGUGAAGGAGCUAAUAGACAAAAAGGACUUUGAAACACUGCACAGUUAUGAUCAGCUCAAGAGGCAGAUCGAUGAGGAGGCUGUGUUUGUUGGCUUUGUGGAGGGAGAGAUUGUUUUCCAGCCUACCUAUAAAUAUGACACCGGCUCUGACAAGUGGGAUACAAGUGAAAAAUGCCGCGUCCCUGCGUGGUGUGACCGUAUCCUGUGGAGAGGAAAGAACAUCAUGCAGCAGCAUUAUCAGAGUCACAUGACUCUGAAGACCAGUGACCACAAACCAGUCAGUUCCCUGCUUGUCAUCGGGAUCAAGAAAGUAAAUGCUGAGGCCUAUAAGAAGACCUUUGAAGAGAUUGUACGCAAUAUAGACAAAAUGGAGAAUGAGUGCAUUCCAUCUGUAACUUUGUCCAAGCGAGAGUUCCACUUUAAGGACGUGAAAUACAUGCAGCAACAGGCAGAGACGCUGCGCCUCUUCAAUGAUGGUCAGGUCCCUUGUCAGUUUGAGUUUAUCCAGAAGCCAAAUGAGCCCACAUACUGCAAACCAUGGCUCACAGCCAACCCUCCCAAAGGCUUUAUUGCUCAGGGUGGUUCUGUGGACAUUGAGUUUGAGGUUUUUGUAAACCGCUCAACGGCGCCUGAACUUAACUCUGGAAAGGAGCAGAUAGAAGACAUCCUCGUGCUCCACCUGGAGCGUGGCAAGGACUACUUCAUCUCUGUGACAGGAAACUACCUGCCCAGCUGCUACGGCUCCUCCAUCCAUUCAUUGUGCCAACUAAGGGAGCCCAUCCAGGACAUGCCCCAAGAGACCCUCCGUGACAUGGCGGAGAGGUCUGGAGAUGAGAAUGGAACAUACACUGAAAAGCCUCUAGACAUUCCUAAAGAACUCUGGAUGAUGGUGAAUCACUUGUUCCUCAAAGCAAUUCAUCAGGAAGACAUAUUUCAGCAACCUGGGCUCCGAAGUGAAUUUGCAGAAAUAAGGGAUUGCCUCGACACUGGCAUUCCAGAUUCUCUCCCGGGCAGUAACCACUCGGCAGCAGAGGCCUUGCUUCUCUUCCUAGAUGCCCUACCAGAGCCGGUGGUUCCUUACUCCUUCUACCAGCAGUGCCUAGAAAGCUGCUCCAAUGCCAGUCAGUGUGAGAAAAUUAUUUCCAUGCUACCUCAGUGCCACAGAAAUGUGUUCAACUAUUUAGCUGCCUUUCUCCGUGAGCUGUUGAAGAAUUCUGCAAACAAUCGAUUAGACGUCAACAUCUUGGCCACCAUUUUUGCGUCCUUGCUCCUGAGGUCACCCACCAAGCAGGAUCUUGCCGAAAAGAGGAAAACUCAGGAGUUCUUCCAGCACUUCCUGGCUGAAUCCUCCUAGACGGAGGACCCUCUUGUCAUUUAUGCUGAAGCUGAACACUAAAAACUGUACAGUCCAGUAUUUGAAAUAAACUUUAAUAAUUUCUUAUAUUCCUAGAUGGCUGUUUGUAUAGAUAUGUAGUAUGAUUAUAGUAAUGACUCUUAUCUGAUAUUAAUUGUUUCAUGCACAGCAAGGUUUGUGAUCUUUGAAUGCACAGAGUUUAUUAUAUACCAUUGAGCAUCUGUAGAGACGUAACCAUUUUAAAUGUAUGUAUAUUUUAUUUAAACAAAAGAAAAAAGUAUUUUAAUGUUUCUGAUCUCAACCGCAAGUUUUAUACAUAAAAUGGUUAGAAACAAUG
This is a messenger RNA of Cyclopterus lumpus (lumpfish), 3539 nucleotides long. It is a transcript of the gene inpp5b, whose product is annotated as inositol polyphosphate-5-phosphatase B. The transcript has 19 exons. Lineage: Eukaryota; Metazoa; Chordata; Actinopteri; Perciformes; Cyclopteridae. The record is from RefSeq and is a predicted model, not a curated record. Gene Ontology annotation, biological process: signal transduction; phosphatidylinositol dephosphorylation. Gene Ontology annotation, cellular component: cytosol; membrane. Gene Ontology annotation, molecular function: inositol-1,4,5-trisphosphate 5-phosphatase activity; phosphatidylinositol-4,5-bisphosphate 5-phosphatase activity. The coding region runs from base 818 to 3202 and encodes 794 amino acids.